This is a messenger RNA of Nothoprocta perdicaria, 1038 nucleotides long. It is a transcript of the gene SERTAD2, whose product is annotated as SERTA domain containing 2. The record is from RefSeq and is a predicted model, not a curated record. Gene Ontology annotation, molecular function: transcription regulator activity. The coding region runs from base 17 to 505 and encodes 162 amino acids. Gene Ontology annotation, cellular component: nucleus. The transcript is spliced from 3 exons. Lineage: Eukaryota; Metazoa; Chordata; Aves; Tinamiformes; Tinamidae.
GAGCCGCGCGCGAUAUAUGUUGGGGAAAGGAGGAAAGCGCAAGUUUGACGAGCAUGAAGACGGGCUGGAAGGCAAAGCGGUGUGCGCCGCCGACGGUCCCUCCAAGGUGUCGUACACGCUGCAGCGCCAGACCAUCUUCAACAUCUCCCUCAUGAAGCUCUACAACCAGCGGCCCCUGACGGAGCCCAGCUUGCAAAAGACAGUGCUCAUCAACAACAUGCUGCGGCCGCCCGAGCCCGGCGCCUUCGAGAUCGCCGCCUCCACGGGCUUCCUCACGGACUUGACGCUGGACGACAUCCUCUUCGCCGACAUCGACACGUCCAUGUACGACUUCGACCCCUGCACGUCGGCCGCCGGCGCCGCCGCCAAGGUGGCUCCCGUCUCCGCCGACGAGCUCCUCAAAAGCCUCGCUCCCUACAGCAGCCAGCCAGUGACUCCGAGCCAGCCUUUCAAAAUGGACCUCACGGAACUGGACCACAUCAUGGAGGUGCUCGUGGGCUCCUAAAGCGCGCCGGCGCCCUCGGCGCUCUGCAUGCGGCCUCGCUCGCCCCUCUCCGCAAGGCAAGGCUCGCUCUAGGUUUGGCUUCGAGCAGCGUUGGAGUGCCUUCAUCCACCUACGACCACUGCUAAUGUCUUGGGUUGUUUUCCUUUGCUUAACGUGGUUCCUCAAGGAAGACCGACUAGCCCGGUGCCGGAAAGAGUAGGUAGUGUAGACGACGUUCUGUUAUUAUGACAAGAAAACACAAAAAAAAAAAUCAACAAAAAAACAUUGUAAAAGCUAAGCACAAGGAUUAUGUUGGGGAAAGCUGUAAAUUGCAUGUGCAUAUUUGUCUAUUUUUUCUAUAAGUUUUAUUGCAAGAGGUAAACAAAGGAAAAAAAAUUAUUAUUUAGAUAAUCUCCAAACCAUUUUAGCCCUGUAUAGGUUGACUUAGCAAUUCAGCCUUUUGGAGGCAUUAACCUGCUCCUCUCUAAGUGUUGCAUUUACAUGGCUGUUUAGAAACUGCUGCCCAAAUUUAUUUUAUAUUUUUGUACAGAUUC